Messenger RNA from Aedes albopictus (Asian tiger mosquito), 882 nucleotides. Its product is annotated as open rectifier potassium channel protein 1. The record is from RefSeq and is a predicted model, not a curated record. Gene Ontology annotation, cellular component: plasma membrane. NCBI's taxonomy places the organism in Eukaryota, Metazoa, Arthropoda, Insecta, Diptera, Culicidae. The annotation marks the transcript as partial. Gene Ontology annotation, molecular function: outward rectifier potassium channel activity; potassium ion leak channel activity. The transcript has 4 exons. Gene Ontology annotation, biological process: stabilization of membrane potential; potassium ion transmembrane transport.
GCGUUUACGCCCGUUCGUUUCAAAUUCACCUAUCUAACAAAUUAUGUUCCCACUUUCCGAUUUCACCACCUUGCAGAACUACUCACCAAGUACCUGGCGCCCCACGACAACGAACUGCAGCAGGAGCUGCUGGUCCGCCUGAACGACUACUGCGACAAGAAGGUCACCAACUACACCCUGGACGAAUACGAACCGCCGUACGUGUGGAACUUCUAUCACUCGUUCUAUUUCGCCUUCAUCGUUUGCUCCACCAUCGGCUAUGGCAACAUUUCGCCCAACAACACGUUCGGACGAAUUUUCAUGAUCUUCUAUGCGUUGAUCGGCCUCCCGGUGAAUGGUUUCUUCUUCGCCUACUUGGGUGAUCUGUAUGGAAAAACUUACAUUCGACUGUACCGAAAGUACAAACAGUUCAAGCUGUCCUCCAACCGGCAGUACGUCCCGCACAAGGUCAACUUUAUUGGGCAGAUUGUCCUCUAUCUGAUUCCGGGUAUCGUGAUCUUCAUCUUCGUGCCGGCGGCCAUUUUCAGCUACUUUGAAAAGUGGCCCUACGAUGUGUCGGUGUACUACUCGUUCGUCACGUUGACUACGAUCGGAUUCGGGGAUUACGCCAGCACGUUCCAAGCCUCGCAGGAACACGAGUUCGGGACGGCUUACAUCUACUAUCAGGUUUUCGUGAUCCUGUGGUUCUUCGCCGGGGUGGGCUAUGUGUUCAUGAUAUUGGGUUUCAUUGCGAAAGGAAUGGCACACAAGAAGGUCCAACAGUUGGAGAAGAUGUUGGCCGUCAACGUGCGGGCAGCUCAAAAUCGGGUUUGGAAUGGCGUAACCAAGGAUAUCAGCUACCUGAGGAAGAUUCUGAACGAGGUCUACAUGAUGAAGUUCAAG